UACAGUCUGAGACACAAACAGAUGGAACAAACAGGGACAAACAACAGAAAAAAUUAGUGGGAGAAAACAGUGGAAACACAAUCUGAUCUGCUGAGGAAACUAUCACCGUUUUGGUUUUAGAAGCAUUUGAUGUUCUGCUUGGCAAACUGACUAAAACUGUGUUAGCCAGGGUUGUACAGAACAGAAGAAAAUGGCAGAGCUGGCUUUAAGACACCUGAAAGGGCAGGAAGAGGGUCUGCGGUUUAAUACUCUUCUCUUGAAGUCGCCCAUAGAGCUGGGUGUUGCUCAGUGUUGCUUUGUGUGUGUUGGCUGUCAGAAACUCUAAAAGUAUCAGUCCUCAGCAGUGAAUCUAUUUAGAAUGAUGAAGCUUCUUCUGAGCAGUUUGCUACUCACGACUCUCUGUGGCUGCUUAUGUUGGAGUGUGUCAUUAGACACACUUGCUGUGAUCCAGAGUCCUGAUGUUUCCGUCAUGGAGGGGGAGAUGGUAAACAUCACCUGCUGCUGGACUGAGAAGAUCGAAAGAGUGACGGUGCGCUGGCUGAAGAAUGGAACCAUAAUCAAGAAGCAAAUCUGGCAGAAUAAAACUCAAGGAUCUCUGAAAAAGGACGCAAAUGACUGUUUACGUCUGAUUUUUCCAAACAUCACAAGAAAUGAUUCAGGGAGAUACAUCUGCAGAGUGUUUGUGGACAUACCAAUUCAAGUGGACCGAAAUGGAACUGGUACAUUGGUCACAGUUGUGGCCUUAGAGAGCACAGAUUAUGACUCAGAUGACCACAACGUUGACGAUGCUGUCCUUCCAGAAGUGUACAUUUACUUAGUGAGGUGUCUGCCCAUCCUCUUCCUUGUCACACCCCUCUGCUGCCUCUUCUUCUAUUUAAGGACUAAAGCUCAGAAGAACACACCAGGUUUGACUAGAUCCAAUCCCAGAUCGGUCCAAAGACGAGAGGAAGAUGAAGACGAAGGAUAAGGAGAUGAGAGAGUGAUACAAGCAGCAUGUAGAAAAUGUGGCUGUGGUUGUUUCCAAUUGUGCCAGUUAUAAUGUGUUAUAAUUUUAGGCCAUUUCUCACUGUGGGAACUUGUAGGCCAUUUUCUUGCAGCCUGAAUUUUCAAGUAUGUGCUUAAUGCAAGAGCCAACCUUGUAAAAUCUCUAUCAGAUACAUUCUUGAGGCAGAAGAAGGUAACUGGGUGGGUACAAACACUGACUGGUUAAACAUUUUGAGAGGACUGUGAGUGCCAGUUUUCUUGCUGGAACUCGGAUAGAAGAUUGAGACACAUGAGAUCCUUGCGUUGUACUCAAAUAUCAAUAAAUACCUUGAAGCUGGACAUAAACAAGGCUUAUUUUUGUAAUUCCUUUGUAUUUA
Molecule: messenger RNA, 1361 nt
Organism: Amphiprion ocellaris (clown anemonefish)
Lineage: Eukaryota; Metazoa; Chordata; Actinopteri; Pomacentridae
Exons: 4
Coding region: 359-967 (202 amino acids)
Source: RefSeq, a predicted model, not a curated record